UUUCCAUAAAGAUGGACCAAUCGCAGAGCAUUCAAAUCCUGUUGGCCGAGCAAAUGAAGUUGGGGGAGCAAAUACAGAGCACCAUCCGGAAUUAUAAAAAGGAUUCGGCUAAACGGAAAAGCAAACCUGGAUAUUUUGAAGGGCGACUAUCUAAAUUGAAACUUUUGUGGGAUGCCUUUUCCGAAGGAGAAAAUACUAUUAAAACUGUCGAUGAAAAAUCGAAAAUGGAACAUACAUAUUUUAAAAGGAACUUCUUUGUCAAAAUAAAAACUAUGGUCGUUCAAUAUACAGCAGAAUUCAAUCAGAAUCUGCCCCUAUUGGAAAUGAAUACUGAAAACGUUUCCGCAUCGCCGCAGAAUAACGAAGUUAAAUUUAAAUAUAUGUUUAGAGAACAGAGGAUAUUGAUGGACAGAUUAGAUAAUAUUAUGGACAAGUUAGAUGUCGCAACCAGGAAAGGACUUAACCCGAUCAUUAUACCCCAUAUUACUGAUAUACAAAGUAUGCAAGCGCAUAUCUACCAAAAGUACAAGGAUCCCAAGUAA
This is a messenger RNA of Drosophila teissieri, 542 nucleotides long. RefSeq lists its product as uncharacterized. The transcript has a single exon. The coding region runs from base 12 to 542 and encodes 176 amino acids. NCBI's taxonomy places the organism in Eukaryota, Metazoa, Arthropoda, Insecta, Diptera, Drosophilidae. The record is from RefSeq and is a predicted model, not a curated record.